Chroicocephalus ridibundus (black-headed gull) is the source of this 9472-nucleotide messenger RNA. RefSeq names its product transcription factor Dp-2 (gene TFDP2). Lineage: Eukaryota; Metazoa; Chordata; Aves; Charadriiformes; Laridae. The transcript is spliced from 13 exons. Gene Ontology annotation, molecular function: RNA polymerase II transcription regulatory region sequence-specific DNA binding; DNA-binding transcription factor activity, RNA polymerase II-specific. Gene Ontology annotation, biological process: regulation of transcription by RNA polymerase II; regulation of cell cycle. The record is from RefSeq and is a predicted model, not a curated record. Gene Ontology annotation, cellular component: transcription regulator complex; nucleus. Bases 403 to 1746 code for a protein of 447 amino acids.
GCGCGCGGCGCGGCGGCGGAGCGAGGCGGCGAGUGGGGCCGGGAGCGGGGGGGCGGCGGCGGCCGGCCUGGAGGCGCUGCUGGGGCUGGCGGACCGGCCCUGGUGCGCUCCCGUCUGCGGGGCCUCCUUGCCGGCGGCGGGUGCGCGGCGCCGGCCCGGCCGAGAGGCGUCGUCGGCGCAGCGGGGCCGGGCGGAGCGGCGCGGCGCGGAGAGGCUGCUGCUGAGGGGCAGCCGCCGCCUCGUCGCCUCAGCGCCGCUGUCUAGGCCCGGCCCGCGCCGCCGCCUUCCCUCCGCCUCUUCCCUCGCCGCCGCCGGGCCUGCGGGAUGUUCAUUUUAAAGAUUCUGUGAACAUGAAAAGGGAUAUCUUAUGGUUUUACGGAAUAUAAAGCAAUAUUGUCUGACAUGACGGCAAAAAAUGUUGGUGUGACUUCCACAAAUGGAGACUUGAAAGGAUUUAUAGAUCAGAACCAGAGUCCAACAAAAGGUAAUAUUUCAAUAAUCACGUUACCAGUUUCCAGCACCAACUCCCCAACUAAGAUUUUGCCAAAAACGUUAGGACCAAUCAAUGUGAAUGUUGGACCCCAAAUGAUCAUAAGCACAUCACAAAGACUGACCAAUUCAGGGAGUGUUCUGAUUGGGAGUCCAUAUAACCCAGCUCCAACAAUGGUCACACAGACACACAUAACAGAAGCUUCUGGCUGGGUACCAGGGGACAGAAAGCGGACUCGAGAAUUUAUAGAAUCAGAUUUUUCAGAAAGUAAGAGAAGCAAAAAAGGAGAUAAAAAUGGGAAGGGUCUGAGGCAUUUUUCAAUGAAAGUAUGUGAAAAAGUUCAACGUAAAGGAACAACUUCAUACAAUGAAGUCGCUGAUGAGCUGGUAUCAGAAUUCACAAAUUCUAACAGCCACCUAGCUACAGAUUCGCAGGCUUAUGAUCAGAAAAAUAUUAGACGGAGAGUUUACGAUGCCCUUAAUGUCCUGAUGGCAAUGAACAUAAUUUCAAAAGAGAAGAAGGAAAUCAGAUGGAUCGGCCUUCCUACAAACUCAGCUCAGGAAUGUCAGAAUCUAGAGAUAGAAAAACAGAAGCGGAUUGAAAGGAUAAAACAGAAGCGAGCGCAACUACAGGAACUGCUGCUGCAGCAAAUAGCAUUCAAAAACUUGGUACAAAGAAAUCAGCAAAAUGAACAACGAAAUCAAGGCCCUCCAGCUUUGAACUCAACAAUACAGCUGCCUUUCUUAAUAGUCAACACAAGCAAAAGAACAGUUAUAGACUGCAGCAUAUCAAGUGAUAAAUUUGAAUACCUCUUCAAUUUUGAUAACACUUUUGAGAUUCAUGAUGACAGUGAGGUGCUGAAGAGAAUGGGAAUGUCCUUUGGGCUUGAGGCAGGCAAAUGCUCAGAUGAGGACCUAAGAACGGCAAAAUCACUGGUGCCAAAAGCUUUAGAAGGCUACAUCACAGAUAUGUCUGCAGGAUUUUCAUGGAUAAAUCAAGGGUUACUUUCAAGUUCAGCACAAGCAGUUUCACAUUUAGAGGUAGCAGGAGGCACUUCUGGUGCUAAAUCAAGUGAGAAUCCAGGGUUGUGUUUGGAUGCUGAAGUGGCCUUAGCAACUGGGCAGUUUCUUGCCCCUAGCAGUCAGCAGUCCAGCAGCGCAACGUCACGCUACUCUGAAUCACGAGGAGAAACUCCAUGCUCAUUCAAUGAUGAAGAUGAAGAGGAUGAAGAUGAGGAUUCUUCCUCCCCAGAAUAAGGACAGUAGAAAACAGAAUAUACAAAAUGCUGCUCAUAAAUAUUCUUAAUGGGAGCUCCUGUUUGGAUUUUACUUAAGUUUCUUGCCUUGGUUUGCACUGUGUUCGGUGAAGCAAAAUGUAUGCUUCAAAACAAAUUCAUCCACAGCUGAAAUUCAAAACUUUUUGUAACUGAACACAGAGUGACAUGCAGACACAGAGCAAAGUGGUUUUUAUCAACUAUAACCAAGGAAAAGAACAAAGUCCCUGGAGAUUUGGCAAAGUAAACAUCUUCCAUUUUGGGACAUUCUGCCUCAAGUCUCUGUCUUCCCCUUAUCUUUACCAGAUGGAGAAGAAAACAGUCAGUCAACAAAUGCCAAUUCUUGCAUUGGCUUUUGGCUGUGCUACCUUUAGAAAAAAGGGGGAGAGAGCGCACGUGCGAAUGCCCUAAAAUAGCUAUUUAAAACUAUCUUAUAUGGAAAUUGUUCUAGGGAAAAGGGGCUGUUAGAAUGUUUGCUUUUUUCUGUUCGACUUGCUGUAUAGAAGAUUCUUAAAGUAAUAUAAAUUGCAAGUGAUUAAGUGAAUCUUAAAAUAGUUUAAACCCAUUUUAGAUACUCUAAAAGUAACAAUAGUAUGUCUCUUUUGAAAGGUUCAUAUGUUCAUUUAUACUGCAGACCUAAUUUAUUAUAAAUAAGUGAUUAUUCUUAGCCAUUAUUAAACAGUCAGGAUGAAAACAGCAGUAUUCUCUGCACCAGCUUUUUUCAAGGCAAAAAAGUUUUAAAAUUGUAUUUCUAGAUUAGAGUGUAUCCAGUGUAGCUUCUCCUUUACUGUUCUAACUUUAUAAUCCCUUUGAUUUUAUAGCAUGUGUUGGGGUUUUUUUAAAAAAAAAAAAAAAACGCCUCUAAGUUAAGGAUCUCAGGCAGCAUGUUUUCAAGGCAGUAUUUUCAAAUUCAGGGUGGGCAGGUCACAUAACUUCUAAAGUCAUAGGUUGAGGUUCUUCGGAAAAAAAUUAAAUUUCAACAAUACAUCAUUUCAUGUUUUGCAUUCUGGUCAGUUUGGAUUAUGAUUGAGUAACUUUCUUAAAAUGAACUUCUGUUGCACUCACCUUGAUGCGCCUUUGAAAAAUAGUGGUAUUGAACCACUUCUUAAAAUAAUUUGUGGUUAAAAUUACAAAACAUGAAUCCCAUUUGAACUGUUAAAUUAGAAUUGCAACAGGAGGCUCCAUGUUCUACAGUUAACAUCACCUCCAAUCAUAAAGACCUUUUUAAAAAAACAAAACUUGAAUAACAGAGCAAAAUACACCGUAGAUGUACUCUUCCCGUGGUGUUCUAACGUCCAGUACUUUAACUAGUCUCAAAGUUAACAAGUAGGCAAAUCCAGUUUAAAAUGGUGUUACUUCUUUUUGUAAAUAGUUGACCUGUUUCUAAAUACCAGUGUAUUAGCUGUCAGAGCUCAAGGAGGUUGGCUCUGUUAUUUAGUUACGAGAUUAGGCAGCUUGUAAUACUGGUACUUCCUUGAGCAGCGGCAGCAAACUGUAGCCCUUGGCUGCUGUGACCACUACUGCAGCUCUACUGGGGUACCUCCACAUGAUCUUUUACAGACAAACCUGCACUCACGCCAACAAGAUCCAAAAGCACUGAGCCUGAGCUAGUGAGGUAAACUGAGGCUCCAGCUAAAAAGCCACCUGUCUCUUGUACAGGAGUUACCGCACGACUAACUACAUACAAGACAGCUAAAACUGCGAGGAGUGAACAAGCACACCUGCAUGUUUACGUUAAAAAUUUGGAAACUUUUCAUAGAUAGUUGGAACUCCUGCAUUUGAGGUACAGGUAUUAUUUAGGUACGGCUCUUGACUGAGCAAGCAGAGCUAUCUAGCUUACACAAAUGAGUUGCAAAUGCACAAAUUAAAAGAAUUCUUACAUGCCUACCACAUCAUUCACCUUCUGGGCAAGACUGUUAAGACUGUCCUGUGCUCAUGGCUCACAGGCAAAAGCAGACUGAGGGAUUUACACCACCUCACUUCAACCAAAUCCGUAACACUACCUCUCUGUGAAGAAAAGCUUUACAAAUAUGAAAUAAUAUUCUUUCUGAGAGAGUCAAGGCACUUGAUUGAAGUGGCUCGCUUUUGAAAUAAGAGGAGGAGAAGGUAACAGAUGGAAUUGUCAGCUUCAUGAAUGACACUUCAUUUAAACAGAUAAUUGCUUUUACUCUUAAAAACCCAUCGUUUUUUCAAAAACUGUCAUGUCAGCUUUCAUUGGAGAGGGCAGAUCAAAGACACCUGAUAUAUGCAGGAUCCUAAGGAACUCCUUUAAGAGGGGAACAUUUUCUACAGUUAUUAUGCCCCGGCCCCCACCACAUUAGGGGCAGAUUUAACUUCACACUUUCUUCGUAUUUCCCACUCAAGAUCUGUGUAAAAAGAAAAAAACAGAAAAACACUCAACAAUUGCUAAAGAGGAGCACUUUGAACUAUAAGAACCUGGCAAAAAAUGGCUUCCUGCCCAGAAAUGGAAUGUAUUUUAUUAGCAGUCAGUGUGCUUUCUGCUUUACAGGAGGAAGAUCUUCAGUGAUAUCUUCCUUCCAUUGAUGUCCACGUCCUUCAAAGCAGCAGACUGCACAACUACUUGCUUUCUGGCAAACUUCAAGCUAUCAACUUUUAAAAAAAAUAAAAUAGUAAUAAUCUAGGAGCACAUAACAUUUAUUUAGACAGUUGAACCAAGACUUUAAAAGUUACUUCUCCUGUAUUAGUUGAAUACAAAGGCCAAAACAAGUUAGAACAUUUAGAAGAGACUUCAAAAGGAAAUUCUUUCCUUGGGAUCCUUUGUGCCAAGUUCCAGUUGAGGAUGAAGUUCAACUAAAGUACUGUGGUCCUGUGGUUACACUAAAGUCUGGGAACUAGGAGAAUUUUGAGCCUUAUCCAGCCAUAGUAACUCAUGUAUGAUUUCAGGCAGCCUUCCUAUUAUUCUUGUUGAUCUUAGCUGACAUGUUUUAAAAAAAAAAACAAAAAACAAAAAACAAAAAUCAGAACCAAAAAAAAAACAAAACCAAAACAAAACAGGUAAAUGCAGGAGCUCACAAAAUGCAGCUGUUGCACCUGAAUUGAGCUCUGAGCAAUUAUGAAUAACAAGAGGAUUGAGAAUAUUAAGCAACCACACAGCUCCCACUAAGCUAAUGGCAGUAAUUGUGCUCAGUUGCUUCAAAAUGCAGACCUUCCCUCUCUCUGAAAGCCAGCAGCAGAUACUUUCCAGGCUAAAACUGUCAUUAGCAAGACUUGUUUUCUCAUUUUCUAUUCAGUUACCAUCAUCCUCUCCUGUCUCACGCAAUACCCUUGACGUUCAUUGGUAUGAAACAAGUAGCAACUGGUACUAGAUCAUAGCUUCUAGAAGACAAAGUUAACAUUUAAAUUUUCAUGUGUGACACAUUUCUGUGUCUUGGAACUCUUUCUUGGUUACACAUUCAGAAGGCACUUGGCUGCAAGCAAUAUAAUGCCAUCUGUAAAUGCUUUUAUAUAUAUUGCAGAAAACAGCUUUAUUUCUGGACUUACUUUACAGUGCUUGAAAAAAAAUCUAAUUUGACUAAGAAAAACCACAAACUAGAUGAAAAAGCAUGAGUGGGAGACAGCAUUUUUCUAUUAUGUGGAAAUUUGACAUUUUGGUUUUUAAAAUUGCAUUAAAGUGCGCCAGUCUUCUCAUUUCAUCACUGGAAUUAAUGGCAGCAAUCCACCUAAUCUAAGAAAGUGUGUAUAUUUAAGUAAACGCUAAAGCAAAUUAUACCAGUUUAACCGAAGGUAUGAUUUUAGCAAACUUCUAUUAAACAUAUUACAAGCCACACUGUAGCUAUUUCCAUUUUGGUUAAGGGUUUUGUUUAGUUUUUUAAACUAUAGCUUGCAAAUACUCCUAAUCCUUUUGAGAUGCUGGAAAUUGCUGAGUACACAGAAUACCCACAGAAGAACUUUGUGCUUAUCAACUAAGUCAGCCUGAAGUAACAUAAUGUAAAAAGGCCUAAUAACCAAAUUUUAAUCCUUUUUUUUUUCCUUCCCCAAAAGAAAAACAAAACCCUCAAGUUCACACAUAAAAUGAUGCUUGAAUUUAGAAUUCCACAGUUAAGGUUUCAAAUGUCGAGUGCUCGCUCUUCUGACCAUAUCCACCAUUUUAAUUCAAGAGCAUGGCUGAAACUUAAAUCACAUUUGAACAUGGGGCAAUACUGUUUUUUAUAAUUAACUGUCUCUUUUCAGCUGAAUAUAAUCCAGGCAGUUUAUUGAGAAGACCUUCCUUUUAAUGAGUUAGAGGCAUGUGGGUUUUGGAUUAAUUUUAAAACAAAGCUAGUAACCACAGGGUAUAGUAGAUAGUAAACAAACCAAAGCAAGUUAUCUUCUGACUGACCCACCUAAUUUAUAUCUUUCCAUUACAAGACUCUCUCAUGAACACAAGUAUUUUAAAUAACCAGAUAUAAUGGAAGCUGGGAAAAGGCUAUAUGAGGGUUUUAGAUUUUUUUAUUUUAAAACUUCUAGUAAUAGUCAUACUUGGAGGUGAUACCCUUCUGCUUACUACAAGCUUAAUUAAUUUUAAAGAAAGAAAUGCUGCAGUUGAGUUAGUCCAAGGCCUGGUAUGUUCUGUGUCUGAAGGCAUCUCAGCCUUCAGCACUUGGAAACAUGCCUAGUGCAGCAUUACUGAUGAACAGGGAAGAGGCUAAGGACCAUUGGCCUGCUGAUUGAGUUUUUGUAUUUUAAAAUAUGUCACUUUUUGAAUUCUGACCUAUGUCUAGAAAUAAUAUGCCAAUAAAUCAUUCGUAAUUUCUGAUUAUCACACACCCGCCCUUGCAAGCAUGUUAACAGCUCUAAUACUUAAUUAUCUGCUGGCAGGUGUUCACAUAACCAAAUCCUGAUAGCAUGAGACUUCCCAAAACUCUCAUUCCUUUGGGAACUUAAUAAAUUCCCAAAUCAGAUUAUCGCUUUCCUAUUUAGCUGUUAGAAUUUAGUCUGGUGAGUGUUUUUAAGAGGCUGUGAGCAACUGUUCUCCCCUGGACCCAGCUAUAUUGCCAAAAAAAUCCCCACAACCAACAUUACUCCCAGUUGUUCAUUCCCUUUCAAGUCACUGUAGAACUGUUCAUAAAAGUACUUCCUAACUCAUUCAACCCAAUUACCAUGUAGUUGCCAUCCAUGGAUACCUAACCCAGCUGGCCCUGACUGGUAAGGGACUGCUCAUAAAAGCAAUCUGACAGUUACAAUUAAAGAGGCUGUUUAUUGCAGCUGUUUAGACAGUGCAUAUUCAUUCCAUAUCUUUAAUACUCCUACCUUGUCUGGCCUACCCCAAAGAUCAGCCAAAACCAAAAUGUUUUCUUCCUGCUUAGGUCUUUUUGACAGUACCCAAGAUUCCAACAUUUAGGAUACCCGCUGAGCUGCAGGACACCAAAAAUCAUUGCUCAAAAUUUUGCAGAAGAAACAUCUAACUAGCCAAAUCCCAGGAGAAAGCCUCCUGCUUAGGAACAAUAUAGAGUAAAUGAAUAACUUAAUUUUUCCUUUCUUCAAUAAGAAAAGCAGGCUGACUUGGCUCAGAUCGGUAUCUGUAGAGGACCAUAACAAUUCCAAGCAGAUCCAAGAACCUCCCAGUAGCCCAGACUUGCAUCUCUUCUUAGUAUUGGCUAGAAUACAUAGCAACCAUUUAAUCUUCUGACUUCUCUAAAUGCCAUUCUUAAAUACUUAAUGCUCUCCAGGUGUAAGCAUUUAGAUAAAUUAACACCAUGAGAUAGCAGGAUAAAGCUAUGUAAAAUUUAAAUCCAGUUGUAGGUGUAAAUCAAACUCACCUAUGCAGUACAUAUAGGAAACUUUUUUCAAGAGACAAUGAGUCUUUAACAGGGAAUUUUUUUAGCUUAUUCUCAUUAUCCAGGCUGAGUGAAACAGAGACAUUAAUACCAAGCACUAUCUUGUUCUUGUGCCUUCCAUGAAGCAGCAAUGGCACACCCAUAAGACCAAGACAGUCAAAGAGGAAAAAACCACCACAUAUCCAUAUCCCUUCCCAUUGACAUUUUUAGGUAACAUACCAUUAUUCUGAACAGCCACGAAAGUUAAAACAUUGACCAGAAAAGGUUAAGUCCACAAAAUCAGUCUCCAUUUUUUUUUGGUGGGUUUGUUAAAUCUUAAUCUAACUUGAAUAAUUAGUAGAUUUUGUUGUGCUAAUGCAGGGAUUAAGUGGAUCUUCCAAAAUUUCCUUAGGAAAAUACCAGCUGAAUCACAACCCAUCACACAAGAAGUUUCUGGCACAUUCCCUUGUCUCUAAAGCCAGGCUAUAUAUAUGAAAAAUACUUCAGAAAAGUAUAUGCAAAUGUUAUGACACUGUAUCUCGCAAGCACCUACUGUGAAAAAAUUAAUCCUACUUUGAACAAACCUGUAAGAAUGAUGAUGUGAGUUCAUCCUCCUUUUUCAGGUCCUGACUGUAAGUCAUGCCCUGGGACCAAGGCACCAACCUUUGUAUUUACAUACCCUACAUGGCGUCGGGAGUAACCAGCCAGCAAGUAUAGGCACAGUUCUUAUAACAGUACAUGUCUGUUGGCAGUUCUUAGAUGAUCUGGCAAUAGAUCAGUCCCUGGGCAAUGAGUUAAUGCUGACGCAUGCAUCAACCAAUGCUACAGAGCCGCUGCAACAUGCAGUAGAGGAUAAAAAAGGCAGGUCCAUCCGGCCCCCAUUACAGUAGCACUUUUUAACAUCUACAUGGAAGUAAGUUGUAGAGACACUUCUUUGUCAUGUUUAAAAUGCAGAAACCCCUUGAAAAUCCAUUAACUUUUAAAUGAAAUAAGAUAUUUCCUCUUUUUUUUUCUUUUUUUUUUUUUCAAAGAACAAGGCCAGUCAUGGACAAAGCUAUUUUAUGACCUUUUUCAAUGCUGAACUCAAAGGAGGGUUUGCAAACAUGGUGGGUGGGAAGAAAAGACGCAUUGACAAAUCCAAUUUAUGAGGAUGCUAACUAUAUGGGAUUUGAAGUUUUAAUUAAUUUUUUUAUUCCGCUCAUCUUACUCUCCCCCUCCACCAACAUAUGUAUUGGCAUAAAGUGUCACACCAACACUUUGACAGAAAUUUUUCUCCCUUUUCUUGUGCUAAACUCCUUGUGUCUUUGGGGAAGUCCAAGUCGCCCAUUCAUCUUUUAAACAAUUUGCUGUGUAUUUUUGAAUUCUCCAUAGAUUUCUUUCUUUCCAAAUACCUUUAAAUUAUAAAGUUUUGUUUUUGCAGAAAGACUGCUAUUAAGCUAUGCUGAUUUUUUGUCCUGAUCAAAUAGUGUUAAUUUCUACUACCACAUUGUACAUUGCUAGGAGUAGUGUAAAAUAGAAUGUGGUAGUAUCAUAUGUGCUUUAAACACUGACAAAGAUAUAAAGAAAAAUGCAUAUACAAAGUUUUACUUUCCUAAUAGGAACACUGGCACUAGCAAAUAGUAUAUUUGAACCAAUAGGAAAUAUUACUUUGUAGUAGCAAACACUUUGUAAAUAAAAACUUGUUAUUUUUUUAAUGGAAAUUUUAUAGAAGAAGCUAUUUCUGUAUACUCAAUGAUCCCAUGUUUACUGAAAAUGCUGCAAGUGGGAAUUGUACAUUGCAAAAUGGGGGUGGGGAGCAGACAAGUCUGACUGAAGUGAAAACUGUACGCUUUGGAGAAAAACAUCCAGUUGUCUGUGAACAGAAACAUAAAGCUUAACUGUAGAAGACCUGAAUAAAAGAAUUUCAAGGCAAUGGGACUGAGCUUGUUUUUCAGAAAAACAUUGUGGAAAAAA